GUGCGGAGCUCUGCUUCAGUUUGCAGAGCCGCCAACUCAUGGGCCGCGGCGGCGGCGACAAGGGCGCUCAUGGCGGGGCCUGCGGCAAGGGCAAGGACAAGUCGGGCUCGUUCGUGGUUUGUACGCACUGCCGUUACCGCUGGAACUUCAAGUCCAAUCACUGGUGCUACCAGUGCUGCUCGCCGCUGGUGCCGUACCCGUCGGCCGACAAGAAGCCAGCGGGCGAGUGGACGUUCGGUCCGCCAGCGGUGGCCUCGAGCCCCUUCGCGGACGCCGCCGCCGAGGCUGCCGCGACGCCGCCGCAGGGGAGCAAGGGCCCGCCAGGCCCGAAGCGCGGCGCCAAGGGCGGCCAGCCCAAUCGUCGGCCCUGGGUCUGGCACGGGCCUGGCUGGUACCCUCACGGGGGUGGCCCGCCCCCAGCGGCCGAGGCGGAGGUGGCUCAGGCGGCGGACCCACUCGCGGCCUUGCGAGCCGAGCUGGGGGACUGCGCCGAGCUGGAGGCCAUCGCCGCCAAGAGGGAUGCGGCCAAGUCUCAGCAGGCCGAGCCCGCCCCGCGUCGACCGCCGCUGUUGGAGGAGGAGGUGUCCACCAAAGGCAUCGCGUGCAGGCGUGCGCAGGCGUGGCUUGAGACCUGUGCCGCCCGUGUCGUCGAGGGGGAGGCGUGGCUGGCCGCUGCUAGGUCCGCGGAGGACGACGCCGUGGCGGCGGCGCAUCAGGCCCAGCUCGAUUGGGAGGAGGCGUGCAAGAAGCAGCUGCCGUCGCCUCCCCUCGAAGGCGAGGAGGACAAGGGCCAGGCACCCGCUACUUCGGCCAUCAACCUCUCCACGCUCGUUUUCGAGGGCACGUUGCAGAUCGUGGACGGGCCGCUCUUCGACGUGGAGGGGCUCGAGAUCGACAGCGGUGACAAGGACGAAUGGAACCGCAUCAAGGCAGAGCUCGCAUCCAGCGUCCAGGAGAAGGUGCAGCAAGCACUGGGCCCAGCCGCUGAGCAGAUCGUCAGGCUCCGCGAAGAGGUCAAGCAGCUGCACGCCAGGAUGCAGGCCACGCGGCGCCGCGGGCCCGACGGCGAGGCCUCCGCUGCCGCGGGUGCCGCGGCCGCGGCGGGCGGCGCUGCUGCCGCUCCUGCCGCUCCUGCCGCUGCUGCUGAUGGCGUGGGCGUGGCAGUGCGCGACCUCAGCGGCCCUGAGGAGUUAGAGCGCCGCCUUCGAAUGUACUCCCAGCGGUGGCUGCGAAACCCCCAGGUUCUGGAUGAAGAGGGCGAGGCGGCGCACUUCAUGGCGCUGGGAGUUGAGUACGUGGCAGAGUGGCUGGGCCACCAUGAAUUACGCCAUUUCAUCGGCGAUGCCCUCCUGAUCGCGGGGCACGACAAUGCAGACAUCGCCCAGAGGGAGCUCGCCAGGGACACGCGCGCUGCAGCAUGGAGGGCGAGGAAGCACCUCCGCUUGAACUACCACAAGUGCCUGCAGCGCCUCGAGCUGACGGACAGUGAGGCGUGGGAGCAGGAGCUUGCACGCCUCGGGGAGACCAUGGCGACUGCGAUCGAGCUCUUUGAAGAGCGCCCACCGCCACCCAUACGGCAGGCAGAUGCCAGCGCCGAGUUCGUUGUCUGCGGAUCCGUCGUCGACGCUGUCCACGUGUGCGCCAGCAACCUCGGCUACUCCGAUUGCGACCUGGGCGUCGUCUUCCUUCUCUACUCCAGUGGAGUUGACGUCGAGCCCUACAGGGCCGACGUCCGGAGCUGGGAGAGGGCGUGCGGACCGGAG
Prorocentrum cordatum is the source of this 1763-nucleotide messenger RNA. Lineage: Eukaryota; Dinophyceae; Prorocentrales; Prorocentraceae. The record is from the annotation of a GenBank genome assembly.